Messenger RNA from Paramecium sonneborni, 242 nucleotides. NCBI's taxonomy places the organism in Eukaryota, Ciliophora, Oligohymenophorea, Peniculida, Parameciidae. The record is from the annotation of a GenBank genome assembly.
AUGAAAUAUGGAAAGUAAAAAAAAAAGUUACAUUCAAACAUCUUGGAUUUAACUAAUAAUUUUUUCUUUAUAUAAACAAAUUUAAUUUACAUAAAUGAUUAUGAAAAGCCAAUGAUAUAGGCUCAGACGAUAAAAUUUAAAAUACCAAAAAAGAGAUAGCAGGAAAUAAUGGAAUUUAAGAGGAAGGUAUUAUUAAUAGUAUUAUUUAAUAGAAUUGGUUAGAGACAGUAGGUUAUCAUUGA